Molecule: messenger RNA, 4469 nt
Organism: Gasterosteus aculeatus aculeatus (three-spined stickleback)
Lineage: Eukaryota; Metazoa; Chordata; Actinopteri; Perciformes; Gasterosteidae
Source: RefSeq, a predicted model, not a curated record
CUGUCUGGCGGCCAGGGGGCGAUGUGCUCCUCGGUAGCGCGCGGCUUCCAUCAAAAGCGUUUUAAGCGAGCGGCUCUGCCGAGAAAGAAAUGAGACGAUUUCAAACAAUUAAAACAUGAAGAAAGUCUUCACCGCGGAACAAAUUUCCGAUUGGUUCACCUUGGGCACGACGUUCGCUAACGUUAAAGUCGCAGAAAAAGUGGUUGAAAGAAAAUGCGAGGAGGCGUCGUCGAAAGAAAGCAGCCCGGAUGUUCCUUAUGAGUGCAGCCUGAAAAAUGUGAACUCUGAUAGCGGACAGUUUAAAAAAACGGAACACGGAGGGAGUACCACUCCUCCACUUGCUAGCUAUGAGUACCCUAGCUUGCCCAUAACCAAAAACAGACAGAAGCUGAUUUCCCUCAUAGAAAACAACUCUGUAGUCAUCAUUCAAGGAGCCACGGGCAGUGGCAAGACAACCCAGGUGCCACAGUACAUUCUGGACCACUACAAUGGCAAAAAUACCGCAUGCAACAUUGUGGUCACCCAACCACGCAAAAUUGGGGCCUCCAGUAUUGCACGUUGGGUUGCCACCCAGCGGAAGUGUACACUGGGUAGUCUGGUGGGAUAUCAGGUUGGACUGGAAAAGACGGCUACCGAGCACACAAGACUCAUAUAUGUGACUACAGGAGUGCUGCUGCAAAAACUGGUUUUAGCCAAGUGCCUCACAGAGUACUCCCACAUUUUCAUCGAUGAGGUUCAUGAGCGCAGUGAGGAAAUGGACUUCCUCCUGCUGGUUUUGAGAAAACUUCUUCAUUCCAACUCAUCUUAUGUCAAGAUCAUCCUUAUGUCAGCCACUAUUAACUGCAAAGAGUUUGCUGACUACUUCGGAAACCCAAUUUGUGGCAAAAUGAACCCGGCCUAUGUAUUUGAUGUGGAGGGGGUACCCUAUGCAAUUGAGGAGUUUUAUCUAGAUGACCUCAAAGCACUGUUUUCAUACACUGCAGUAAGAUGGAAAAUGUUUUCUGAUGCUAAUGUGUUCUGUACCAAAGCCAAAUGGUUAAUCUGUGAAUGUAAUGUAUGCUUGUAUCAGACUGAGUUGCUUGAUCCAGAGGACCCCCAGAUCUCAGUGGAGAUGUACAAACUCUCCGUCAGUCUCAUACAGAGCUUUGAUGAGAUGGAGGGCAGAGAUUCCAGCAACGGCAAAGAACAGACUUCGUCAGAGCAGGGCAGUGUGCUUGUUUUCCUUCCUGGUAUACAUGAGAUAAGCUACAUGCAGGAGGCCUUGUCCCAACUGUUCCACAAAAGAUUGCAGGUCUAUCCUCUCCACUCCAGUGUGACUCUAGAGGAGCAGAAUGGUGUGUUUCUUCCCCCUGUCCCAGGAUACAGGAAGGUCAUCCUUUCCACCAACAUCGCAGAGAGUUCAGUAACUGUUCCAGACGUCAAAUAUGUAAUUGAUUUCUGCCUUGCCCGUCGCAUGGUCUGUGAUCGAGAAACCAACUAUCAGUCUUUGCGGCUCACCUGGGCGUCCAAAACCAACUGCAACCAGCGUCGAGGAAGGGCAGGUAGAGUUUCUAAGGGCUACUGUUACCGUCUGGUCACCAAAAAGUUCUGGACAAAUGAAAUCCGAGACUACAUGAUCCCUGAGAUGCUGCUGGCCCCGUUGGCCACCAUUGUGCUGAAGGUCAAGCUGCUGGAUAUGGGAGAUCCGCGCUCCCUCCUUUCCACAGCCCUGUCACCCCCCAACAUUGGAGACAUAGUGAGGACAGUGCUCCAACUCAAAGAGAUGGGUGCACUGUCUGCAAAAAGGGAUGAUAGUGAUCACGAUGGUGAGCUAACGUUUCUGGGGCGUGUGCUGGCCCACCUGCCUGUCGACCCGUGCCUGGGGAAGAUGAUUGUCUUGGGCCACGUCUUUGGCUGCCUGGAUGAGUGCCUCAUCAUAGCUGCCUCGCACUCGCUGAAGAGUUUCUUUGCCAUGCCAUCCAUGCAGCAGCUUGCUGGCCACAGGAGCAAGCUGGCCUUCACCCGUGGCACACCAAGUGAUUCCAUAGGUUUGGUCAAUGCCUUCAAGGAAUGGCAGUCAUCCAAAAAGAAAGGACAGCUGAGACACCCAAAGGAUGAGUUUGUCUGGGGGAAAGAGAACUUCAUUCAGAUCAAGAGGAUCAGAGAGGUUGCAGAGCUGUUCGAGGAGCUGAAGAAGCGUGUGUCCCAGUUCAACAUGAAUGUGCCGGAGAGCCCCCCGUCCCUUGAUUACUCCAGCACACACCGGCAGAAGUUCAUUCUUCAGGUGGUCAUUGCUGGUGCCCACUACCCCAACUACUUUGUCCAGGGAGAAAUGGAUGACAACCUGGCCACCAGGGAGUUGUGUGGCUUCAACCCCAGAACAACAGUGAUGCUGAGGCACCUCCCUCCAUACCCAUUCCUGUACUACAAGCAGCUGCGGUCUCUGUUCCGUCUGUGUGGACAGAUCAAAAACAUUUCCUUUGAGAGCUCCAGAGCAUAUAUGGAGUUUCACAGGACAACAACCAAAGAUGAGGGGAUCUUGCCUGAGGUGUCUCUUGCCCUCCUGGCAAAGCAGAGUGAUAUGAAGCUGUCUGUCUUCCCAAUCGAACAGAUUGACAGCUUUGAAGGACGCCAAAACAUUAAUAACAUAAAAUCUGCACGUGUGAAUGUGGACCUGCAGAGCCAGUCUGUCUGCCCGGUGUCAGUGGUUAGCGGGAACAUCAACCCGAAGGAGCUACCCCCGAGCCGCCUGUUUGCGGUCAACAUCACACAGGUUCUGGAUAUUGGGCAUUUCUGGGGCUUUGGAGCGGAUGAAGCCAGCUUGGUGAAGCAGCGCCAUCUGACAGGAGAGAUAAACUCGCGGCAGCUGCUCCCUCUUACUGUGUCGCUCUACCCCAACCUGCAGUGCCUGGCUCCGUACUCUGAGGCCAAUGACACGGACAUGUACUACCGCGCCAAGAUCCUGCACAUACGUGGCAAUACAGUUGAAGUCUUCUUCUUGGAUUUUGGCAACACUGCGGUUGUUGCCUGCAGCAGCCUCAGGGAGCUCCCCGCUGACCUCCAGGCUCACCCAUUCCAGGCUCAGGAGUUCCAAGUAAUUGGAAUGCGUCCUUCCGCCAAGUCCAUCAUCCACGGGAACCCGUGGAGCAGCAAAGCCCGCAAUCGGUUUGUCACACUACUGAAGGGCCAUUCCCUCAUUGUGUCGCUGUACUCCAUCCUCCAUGGUGUCAUCCGUGUGCAGCUGCUCAUCAACACGGAGACAACAAAAACCAACGUGGCAGACAUUAUGGUGGAAGAAGAACAUGCUGAAAAGGCCGAAGAGAGCUUUGAUUCCAAGCAAAACCAUGAAUAUCUGAUGUCCAUGUAUCAAGAUAUGGAACUGGGCACAAGUGUCCCUUACACUACGAGCAGCUACUAUAAAGAACGCAAGAAAGAGGAGAAGCAGAUCAUUGACAACCUACUUUCCCAUUUUUCCACAAGCCGACAGGCCCAAUCCAAGACAAAGGUCCAGCUUCAUGGCCCAUACAGUCCUUACAAGAUCAACUUCUACAGUUUGGGUCGCAAGACCUUGGACAAGAAGGUGUGCGUGGACAAAUUAAGCAUCAACUCCGUGAUCCUUAAUGAAAACCCUCAAAACAAACACCAGAGGAUGCUGGUGGCCGGGAGUGUGUCAGUCAACUCAACAGGGACACGUAUUCAGCUGAACGAUACAACCUACAUGCCAGACAUCCCUGGACUGCCUGCGCUCCUGACGAUGCUCUUCACCCCCGUCAUGGAGUUACGCACUGAUGAAGAGAGGACCUGCUACACCGGCGCCCUGUGUGGCCUCGGCUGGAACAGUGAAACACAGCAGGCCGUCCUACCAGAGCACAAUAUCGAGCUCAGCUUUGACGUCAAAGUCGAUGUAGAAGACAUCACAGAGAUAAAUGCCUUGCGAGUGGCUAUAAACACCCUGGCGUGUGAAGGGCCCGGUGGGACCCUGCACCUGGGUCCCGACAGGAUAAGCGCACUGCAGGAGGACUGCAGGGAACGCCUCAUAAGGCUUUUUACUAAGUCGCCGCCAAGGGAAGCUGUCACUCCAGUGUACUACGAGAAAAGUGAUAAAUGGAACCAGGUGGAUCCAGCUUUGAGGAUGGAUAUUGCAGAGCCUGGUGGAGGAAGGGCCAGAGGUGUUUUCUUCCAGCUGCACCCAAUCACACUUCUCAACAUCUAAAAACAGCUGGAAACAGUUGUACUUUUUGAUUUGGAAUAGAUCAUGUUCUGAUAGGUCUUAAGGCUUCACUUUGUUUUUAUGUUCAGAGUAUUUAGGUUCACAUGGGUCUGUAGCUCAACAGUUGCCAAGUGCAAAAUCCUUAAUUCUUGCUUUGACUGCAUCUACAACUGGUGUAAUUAUUCCGUUGGAAUAUGUUUCUGCAAAUAAGAAAUGUAAAAGUUCAUUCUGUAUAGCUCUUUGUAACCGCAGGCUAUUAAAAAUAGUUCUUUGCAUCAGA